AGUUCAGAACUAGAGUGAGGUAAGGCAGAUUUGAUUUGAGGUUGAAGCAGAAAUCCGAGACUCUCUACUUCUCGAGACUUCCGCCCCUAGCCGACGUACACAGAUCCCGAUCCCGGAGUUCUGCUUGGCCGGUGAUCGGAGAUUCACUGAAGUUAGUAUAAUGGGUUUAGGAUUUGUAAUUGGCGCAUUUGGAGUCCUGAUUCUCGCUCAUGCAGCUGUUUCAACCAUUCAGUAUAAAGGUUUGCUGAAGAUUAUAGAGGAGGAGUUUUCAGGACCUCCAAUGAAUGUGUUAGGAGAGCUGCUUCUUGGUUUAAUGUUCUGUAUGUGGGCUGCUUUAACUGCACCGGGAAAGUUCCUAUCCAUCCAUUCUCAUUCUGAAGAGAAUAGGAUAGUUUCUUUACCGGAGAGUAUGGACUUCAUUAUUUUCAACCACCGUGGUAAAGCGUUUCCUCCUGGAAUGGACAUGAGACUGAAUCAUUGAUGUCUACUCAAUCUAAUGAUCGGGUGCUAUUCAAGCAAAGCAAAUUCUCUGACAAAUUUAAAAAUUGGAAAGAGCACAAACUAGUGCAUGUGACAGCUCGGCUAUUUGGCACUUAAUAUUAGUUAUGUAAUUAAUUAUUUAAUUUUGUUUUGUGUAUCCUAUAUUUUAUCUUAUUUGCCAUCAUUUGGUCAUCUAACUUGAAGAUUAAUCUAUCACGGGUUCUUUGAUCAUCACA
Manihot esculenta (cassava) is the source of this 716-nucleotide messenger RNA. Its product is annotated as membrane magnesium transporter. Gene Ontology annotation, cellular component: early endosome; Golgi apparatus; EMC complex. Lineage: Eukaryota; Viridiplantae; Streptophyta; Magnoliopsida; Malpighiales; Euphorbiaceae. The record is from RefSeq and is a predicted model, not a curated record. The transcript is spliced from 4 exons. The coding region runs from base 161 to 481 and encodes 106 amino acids.